Molecule: messenger RNA, 792 nt
Organism: Symbiodinium necroappetens
Lineage: Eukaryota; Dinophyceae; Suessiales; Symbiodiniaceae
Source: the annotation of a GenBank genome assembly
AUGAAGGUGCCUGCCGCUCAGGGAACAGAGGAGCGAAUGGAGGCGCUCCGCUCAUCGGGUGUGAAUGUUGUGGUGGAAGCCUGCGACGUUGCGGAGGAGUCCAGCGUUCUCGCGUUACUGGAACGGAUCCAGGACACGCACGGCCCCCUCCGGGUCGUCGUACAUGCCAGCGGUCUGAUAGAGGACCGGUCCAUCUACGACCAGGAUGCAGAUUCCUUCCGGAAGGUCUUCGAGCCCAAAGCUCUGGGGGCUUGGCACUUGCACCGCCACACAAUGGGAGACAGGCUGCACGCCUUCGUGCUCUGCUCCUCCGUAGCCGCACUCUUCGGCAGCCGGGGACAGGCCAACUACGCUGCUGCCAGUGGCUACCUCGACGAGCUGGCGAGGCUGCGGACGGCCCACGACCUACCUGCCGUCAGCCUGCAGUGGCCGGGAGUCUCGGGCCGCCGGGUGCUGUCCAGUCUGGAUAAGAAGACAGCCAAGAGCAGCAUCAGCCUGACCGUGGUGAGGCAAGUCUUCAAGUUGGCCGUGGCUGGCGCCAAAGAUCCCGGGGAGCCAGUGCAGGCCGUACUGCCCGGCGCGUACCUGUCGCCGACGUCAACCACAGUUCGCAGCUUGUUAGAGCCGCUUCUUGCUCGGCGGAAGGCCUGGCAAGCAGGGUUUCUGCCCAGUUCUCGGAAGCCCCGGCUCCACGUCUCAAAUGCACGAGGAUGCGGCGAGCUCCUGCAAGAUCAUAUGCACAAGGGGGCCCGAGACAGGAGAUGCAAAGCAGAACCCUUGCAGUCAGCAUAA